Drosophila innubila is the source of this 715-nucleotide messenger RNA. Its product is annotated as prisilkin-39. The coding region runs from base 120 to 605 and encodes 161 amino acids. NCBI's taxonomy places the organism in Eukaryota, Metazoa, Arthropoda, Insecta, Diptera, Drosophilidae. The transcript is spliced from 4 exons. The record is from RefSeq and is a predicted model, not a curated record.
CGUGUCAGACUGUUGUCUUACUUUCGAGUCGUUCUUCAAAUCAGUUAACUUGUAUACAGACGCGUCUCCCUUGGCGAUUUGUAUUCACAUUAUUCGCAAUUCAAUUCAAGACAAUAAACAUGUUGGCCAAGUGCUUGACGCUUUUGUUCCUCAGUCUCGUUUGUCGUGCUUGGGGAGAAGCUUUGCCGGCAACUGAGAAUGCCAAAACAAAUGAUUUGGCCACCGCAGAAACCUCAGCGAAAUUGUUAAACUUAGGCAGUUUAUUUGGCCAAGGAUCAGGAUAUCCAAACUAUGGCAAUAAUUAUCCCAGCUAUGGAUAUAAUAACAACAAUGGUUACUACAAUAGACCCAACACGGGAUAUUAUCCAAAUACAGGAUAUUAUUAUCCCAGCAACAAUUAUUAUCCCAGCACUGGAGGCAGUUAUUAUCCGAGCACAGGAGGUGGUUAUUAUCCGAGCACAGGAGGUGGUUAUUAUCCGAGCACAGGAAGUGGUUAUUAUCCGAGCACAGGAAAUGGCUAUUAUCCGACAACAAAUAUUCUUGGAACGUCGGGACAUGGCGGCUAUGGCGGUUAUGGAGGCUUGUUGCGCCACACAUAUGGCUAAUGCGCGAGUGAGACAGCAAUAGAACAGAGAGCAGAUGCCGCCAAGAACUUUAGCAACUUUUAUGCUGAGCAAAUUAUAAAAAUUUAAAAAUAUCCAAUUUCAUUUAAAAA